Molecule: messenger RNA, 988 nt
Organism: Malania oleifera
Lineage: Eukaryota; Viridiplantae; Streptophyta; Magnoliopsida; Santalales; Ximeniaceae
Product: auxin-responsive protein SAUR72-like
Exons: 1
Coding region: 307-822 (171 amino acids)
Biological process (GO): response to auxin
Source: RefSeq, a predicted model, not a curated record
CAGUGUGUGAGAAAAAAUUUUAAAGUUCUUCUCGUGUGGUCAUCUUCUACCUAAUUUCUCUGCUACGAUCUUAUCCCAUCUUCUUGAUUAAUGGGUUCGAAGCUUUGAUGGAUCAGAUUCGCAUCUGGGUUCCAUGGGAUUCCCUUUCUUGCAACAGAAAUCACAAAACUGAACUUUAAUUUCCUCCCUAUUUUGAUUUCAUGUUGUAAUCUUUGAGAUUUUAUGUACCAAGGAGGAAGGGUUUGAGCAAAAUCCUCAUUGUGCCAACCGUCCCAUCACUUUCUCGAGAAAGCAGAGUCUGUAAAAAUGGACGCCGUGAAGAGAAGAUGGAGGAAAGCUCUGUGGACGACGACGUUCGGCGGGAGGAGUCGGACCAAAUCGGUGAAACCCUUUUCGGCAAAAUCAUCAUCGGAAGAGGAUAAUAGUAAGAACAAAUCUACGAAAAGCCAAGUGGCUCCGGGGGGUUGCUUCACCGUCUGCGUCGGAGACGAGAAACAGAGGUUCUUCGUGAAGACGGAGUUCGCGGGGCACCCGCUGUUCAGGACGCUACUGGAAGACGCGGAAUUGGAAUAUGGGUACAAGAGCGAUGGACCCAUUGUGCUUCCCUGCGACGUCGACGAGUUCUACGGCGUUUUGGCGGCGAUGGACUGCGGCGACGAGGAGAUGGGCCCGGCGUCGCCCGGUUGCGCUCCGUUUCUCUGCAGCCCGUCUCGCCGGCCGGCUACUGGAAACGGUGAGAUGAGAGAAGGGUCUGGGUCGUAUGCGCCUCUCAGCCCGUCUCCAAUGCGCAAGAUGAAUCACUCCAAUUUUGUAUUUAAAUAAUAAAUAGAAGAAUCGAAGCAUAAGAAAAACCCAUAACCCCCCCUCUGUUUUUUUAGCUUUUUGAAUAUAAAAGAAGAGAGAAGCUUCGAAUGUUCAUGAUUACAAUAGUUUGUCUGUUUUAGGUUUUUUCUCAGACUGUUUUCAGUUGGAUUUGAGUUUUUGAAUU